AUGGCAGACAUACAGACGAUGAACCUUCCGAGCAAUGUCAAAAGGCUGCUCAGCGACAUCGACAUGGACCGAAACGGAGUGGUGGAUGACCCGAAUGUGGAUCACGUGGUUAAGAUGCUGGAGAUGAUGCGCGAGGAAUUCGGCUGUGAGAAGGGCCACGUGGCACAAGCAGAGAUGGACAAAGCGCUGAUACUGAUGUCGAAUCUCUUGCGCCAGAAGCGCGAGAACUCGGCAGAUAUGAGCUAUCGCCAUCUGAGCCCCUGCAUUCAGGACGUGAUGAAGGAGUGGGAUAUGGACGGUGACGGCACGGUGGCUCUUCAUGAGCUCACAGAGGCCGCCCACGCCUACAAGAAGGUCAAGAAGGAAGGCCGUCGCAUGAGGAAGAUGAUCAUCGGCCUUUGCUGCGUCAUCGGUGUGCUGCUGGCGGGGAUGUUCGUGCUCUCCUAUGUGGCGGCAGACAUGGCGAAGGAGAUGCGCAGCAGUGGCGACGGUGUGAUGCGCGCACAGGGCGAGGUGGUGAAGGUUGCGAGCUCCGACUUCACUUUGGUGGAUGGCCAGCUUGUGGCUCGUGAGGAACCCACUGCGGCCGAGUGCGGUACCAAUACCACCUGCCGUCGUCUGCAACGCCGCGGAGGCCGAGGUUUUCAGAAACCACUGCAAACGGCUCCGGCGACAAGAAGGGUGGAAGGAAUCUGCUCCCAGUCGAAAAGGUCGAACUUCGACAGGCUCAAGGCUUUGGACUUCCGCUGCGCGCAGCCUCUGCAUCUGCCGGUCGACAAGGUCAUGUCUGCAGAGAUGCGGGAGUGCAAUUGCGGACUUGUCAUGAACAUCCACACGGAGGAGGGCAUCGUGACCCUCGACGGAUGCGACGUGUACGUGGAUGACCCGAUGUUCGAAUUCUUGGAGCAGGCUCAGUGUGCGGCACUGACGAGGAACGUGAGAAGGGGUCGCCAGGGCCGGGGCGGCCGCCAGGGCCGGCAGCUGCUCGGAGCAGACAUCCUGGAUGGCACCUUUGAGUGGUUCGAGGAAGGCGAGGAGCCCUGCGAGAGCAACCCUCUCCCCGAUCCGCAGAGCAUCCCACAGUAUUAUCGCGCGGAGGUUCGCAUCACUGAGCUGCACCCGGACCCGCAGGACGAGGCCUUCUCCCAGUACUUCAGCGCCAACGGCUCCGCUCUGACCCUCCCGGGCAUUCUUUCCUACGACGGAAAGGUCUAG
Symbiodinium sp. CCMP2456 is the source of this 1215-nucleotide messenger RNA. The record is from the annotation of a GenBank genome assembly. Lineage: Eukaryota; Dinophyceae; Suessiales; Symbiodiniaceae.